Molecule: messenger RNA, 639 nt
Organism: Durusdinium trenchii
Lineage: Eukaryota; Dinophyceae; Suessiales; Symbiodiniaceae
Source: the annotation of a GenBank genome assembly
AUGACGGACGUGGCUACAUUGCCCCACACAGAGGGGCGGCCCCCGCUUGAGCUUCCCAUUCACAGAAGAACUGUGGAAGAGGAUGUUGCGGUGCAGACUCCGCCCAACUCAUUGGAACAACUUGCAGCAGAAGCUUCUUUGGAGAAUCUGUCCCUUGACGAUCAGAUGGCUCGGCUUAACAUUUCGCUGGAGGAUGAGCCUGAAAUGCUAAAGGUUGUCCUCCGGCCAGUGCUAGGCUGCAAGAUUGGAAUGACGGUGAUGAGGUUUGCAGAAGGCUUCAUUGUGACAUCUAUCCACGACAAAGGCAUCGUGGCAAGUUGGAAUGCGGCCCACCCUGGGCAAUCAUUAGAGGAGCGCGAUCUCAUUGUACAAAUCAAUGGUUCUGGUGAAUACUUGCAGAUGCUACAUCACUUUCGAUGCGCACCAGUUCUUUUGAUGUUGAUCCACCGUCAGGAGAUCUCAGGGUUAGGUCACGGCAACUCCCGCAAGGAGCUCAGUUCGAACCCAGGUCCGGGAAGGAAAGCAAGGACAACUUCGUUUUGGUGCCUUGGCUUUGGCAACGGCCCGUCCAAAGCUGCUUUAGUCUUUCGCCUACAACGUUCAUCCCGGUCUGCCUGGUUUUUGCUGAAGUGCCUGUGA